CAACUGUACAAGGUCGCAGUCUCGACUGUCACGGUAUUGUGCUACCAUAUCAGGGUGGCCGACCGCUGCGCAUAACUGCCGCAUUCUAUCGAUUGUUGCGAUAUGCGGCUAUGCGCAAGAUCGUGCUCGUAAUGCCGCCAGAUAGAAGGAGAGGAUAUUUGCGGCACUCAAUUCCCGCUCCCACUCCUUACUCCAGCUAACAAUCCAUUAUCGGCACGAACAAGCUGAGGACAAGACCAUGGCUACACUUGAUCAUGUGUGCUUAUGUAUUUCCAUUCUGACUGCAGGAUGUCUCACCCACCUAUUUCCAAUAUCCGCAGCACAUGAUCGGCCGAUCCACCUGAUCGUUCUUGCCCUCCUAGCUUCCUCGUUCGCCUUACCCAGCGCAAGUAAAGCACUACCGAGACUUUUCCAACGACCAGGAUCAGAGAAAGGUCAAUAUGAGGCUUUACCUCUGGAAGAGUUAGGUAAUGCGAUUGAAAGGCUAGAGCCUGCAAAAACAAACACCCGACAUGAUGGCAAAGUCCGAAUAUCUGUCCUGGCUGCAGCCAUAUCUGCGUUGUCGGUGCGCAUCGAGCUAUAUCGUCGGAUAUCGAAUGCAACAGAAUGCACGAUCCCCAGUGUUGAGGUAUUCUUGCCCUUCUUGCUAGCACUCUACGACGCUAUUAGGUCGCAACGAUCACUGGCACUAGCACACGAGGAGCGGCCAGACAGCAAUAUAUAUGAUGGGAUCCGUUCGGCGAUUGGAACGUUCAUCCUCAGGCCACGCACCAGAUACUUACUCCCAAUGUUCUUGGUGUCUUAUGGAGCGUAUCUAGCUCAAGGCCUCUGGGACUCCUCGAAUUCGACCUAUAUCUGCCCCAUUGUCACUGGCGAGCCGAGAACUAUACCAGCAAUGCAGAUUGGCUCACUGUUUCUGGACCUGUGCCUUGCCAUGGUUGUCUACGAGACGUCUCCAAAGGGCGACGGUAGAGGCCUCUCAGGCCGAAGAUGUGUUGUACUUUGGAGCUCAACCAUGAUUGCCACCUCAGUGAUCUGGUCAGGAGUGGCUAUGAUCGUGUACUUUUUUAAACCUGAGUAUAGGAAUUGGCUGCUCUUCCUUCAGCCGUCCCUGGAUAUCGGCACCCUCUUCGCUAUCAUUGGCCAUGUUUUCCUUUUCUGUGUUUUGUGCAUAUCGACAUUACAUUGUAUCAUGACUUACGGCGCCUUAGACGUGUCGACUUAUUUCACGGUCUUAAUGACUAUGGUACCUGGCUUGGAGUUCAUCUGGUCCCAUAAAAAUCCCUUUCCUCCUACCCCCUUAUCUACGACGACGUUCUCCUUCUUGUUCCUGUUCUUCGGCUGGUGGGCGUACAGGCGCAUUCAACAAUCCUUGGGUGAAAGGAAUCCAUUGUCCGUCUUUCGGCAAACACUACUCUUCAUUUCACUCUGCAUCCUCAUCUUCCCAGCCUGGCGAAAGAGCGACUAUGUCCAUUACCAUCCAAUUGACAUGCUCAUGUACGACGCCAAGGUUCAUCACGAUAGCUACCUGAAGACGGUAGGAAGCACUGCCUCGCUUACCGACACUGUCGAGCGGUACAAGCAAAGAUAUAACCGCAAUCCUCCUCCUGGAUUUGAUGUCUGGUUCGAGUUCGCAAAGAACAAGUCGGUGUUGAUCGUGGACGAGUUUGACCAGAUCCACGAAGACCUGCUCCCUUUUCGCGCAAUACCACCAGCCUCACUUCGGCAACAAACCUGGGAAAUGGUCUCCAACCCCUGGAACGAGAUCUCCGGGAUCACAAUCCGCAACGGCAAUGCCGCAGUUCAGGAGAAUGUCAUCCCAACCCAUCGCUGGAUGCUCGAAGGCGUCGCAGUUCUGAUCAACAGUUUUGCCCGCUACCUACCAGACAUGGAUCUAGCAUUCAACCUUAACGACGAGUCACGCGUAGCCGUGCCCUACGCGGAUCUCAAAUCACUCCGCGAUAAAGGACGCUUGGGAGACAAAAGUGGCAGCUCCGGCUUCUCCCCUGAUCGCGCAUCAGGCUGGCUCCCCAUCCCCGAGAAUGAGGUAACCACCACCGUCUUCCGCGACAUGUCCUUCCGUAAUACAUUCCGUGCAUUCGGCUCCAUCGGCUGCCCGCCGUCUUCCCUCGUCCAGAAGUAUCCCCACAUCUCAUCCCAAUCCAACAUCUGCGGUGCCUGCGUCGCGCCUCACUCUCUUGGUCAAUUCAUAUCAAACUGGACCGAGGCCGCGGAUAUAUGCCACCAGCCUGACAUGGCGUAUUUGCAUGGCUUCUACCUCUCGCCUGCGGCGUUCAAGACCAGUUACAACCUCAGGCCCGUCUUCUCGCAGUCAAAACCGCACAGGUACAAUGACAUCUUAUACCCGAGUGCGUGGAAUUACAUGGACAAAGUGCGCUAUGAUCCAUCCGAGCCAAAGGGUAGGCCGGGCCAGGAUGAAUACGAUCCCGGACAUCCCGACCCGCCGUUUGCAGAGAAGGAAAACACCUUGUUCUGGCGCGGCGCGACUUCGGAGGGCGUGAGUUCGGGGGACCAUGCCUGGCGCGGAAUGACGCGCCAACGACUCGUGCAUAUGGCGAACAAUGUCACCACUUCUUCUCAUGACAAAUUUGCGAUUCUGCUGCCCAACCCAGCGAACCACGAGAAGUACAAGUAUCAGAUCCUGCCUGGCCCGGCGGCCAAGGAACUAGGACUGAACACGGACAUUGCGAUCGUCGACCGGAUCGCCCGCUGCGGUGGGAUCGGAUUGCAUGAUUGUACAGAUCAGGAGGCUGAGUUCGGACUCGUGGGACCGUCUGAUUUCCAGGCGCACUGGCGGUAUAAGUUUCUGUUUGACCUCGACGGGGCUGGCUUUUCAGGUCGAUUCCUCCCGUUUUUGCAGAGUCGCAGUCUGCCGUUCAAGACGGCGCUGUUCCGCGAGUGGUAUGACAGUCGGUUGACGGCGUGGUUGCAUUUCGUGCCUCAGGACAUCAGAUUGCAUGGCGUGUGGAGCAGUCUGGCGUACUUUGCAGGCGUGAAUGGGACCAUGCGUGGAACAAGGAUCAGGUGGAAGCCACAUGAAAAGGAGGCGGAAUUGCUCGCGGAAACGGGACGGGAGUGGGCUGGCAAGGUGCUCAGAAAGGAGGACAUGGAGGUCUAUUUCUUUCGCUUGUUGCUCGAGUGGGGGCGCUUGACGGACGAUAAGAGGGAUGAGCUUGGGUUUGUGUUGGAGGGGUGAGUGCGACAGGGCAAUAUAGGCAUUUUGGUGAGAGAGAGAGGAGAGAGGAGAGAGGAGAUGAGAUGAGAUGGCGAAAGGGCGCCACACUUUGUAUAUACGACGCUCGCCGUGCUCUUGAGCUCUGCUUGCGUGCGAAUUUACACAGCUACCCAAGCUGGGUCUUGCCGAUUUGGAGCAAAAAGCGGCAGAAAGGGGCGUGUUCAGUAUCAGGGAACCAGGGAAGACUGGAGAUACAUUCAAGAGUUUACUUGCAUUUGUGUCAUUUUCUUGUGGACACUCGCCAUCAUAAUCAUAGUCAUUU
Exophiala xenobiotica is the source of this 3518-nucleotide messenger RNA. RefSeq lists its product as uncharacterized. Lineage: Eukaryota; Fungi; Ascomycota; Eurotiomycetes; Chaetothyriales; Herpotrichiellaceae. The transcript has 4 exons. The record is from RefSeq and is a predicted model, not a curated record. The coding region runs from base 239 to 3217 and encodes 992 amino acids.